Achroia grisella is the source of this 1275-nucleotide messenger RNA. RefSeq lists its product as uncharacterized. NCBI's taxonomy places the organism in Eukaryota, Metazoa, Arthropoda, Insecta, Lepidoptera, Pyralidae. Bases 1 to 1275 code for a protein of 424 amino acids. The record is from RefSeq and is a predicted model, not a curated record. The transcript has a single exon.
AUGUCAACUGCUGUAAAAUGUGUUCAUUGCAACAUAGUUAUUAACGAGGUGCUGGCUUUCGUUCAAUCGAAAAUCGACGUGAUGGAUGAAGAGAGCAUAACACGAUUGUGCAUAGACACCUUCACGGAGAAGGAAAUUGAUGCGGCUAAGGAUUUGCUGUUCGACUCUGUUUCUUCAAUUAAGAAAAUAACGAGGAAAGGUGAUAGAAAAUGUCAACGUAAUAUUCAAGAUAUUAUUAGUACUCUGAAAGCGGUGGAUCCUGAAAACAUUCCAAUUUUUGUGGCGAAAGAACUUCACCGAUUACCCCCCGUUACCUUUGAUCAUAUUGAUGUAACACGGUUGUUAAAGGAUAUAAUUAUAAUGCAGAAUGAGCUAAAACUAAUGAAAACUAAUUACGCGACCAUAGAACAAGUGAGUCAAUUACGAUCAGAGAUAGAAAAUAUAAAAUUAGCAUCAAUUGUGAAUAAUUUUGAAUGCAAUAUAAAUACAAGAAGAGGAGGGUAUUUUAAUCGUGAUGAUUGUGAAUUAGAUAGUGGUCCGAUAGGAUUAUUAUUAAACAAUAGCAACAGUACCGCUAACAUAGAUAGUUCUGCUGCCCGUUGUCAAUUCCAACAACAAGACGACAGCAGUAACAGAAAAAUGCAAUCCGAAAUUACGCAAAAUAUAUCAGCUGAUUCGAAUACUGGAUACAUAGAUACGGGCGAAGCCGCCUGCCACUCGCAGGUAGUUCAACCGCUUUUAAACACACAGCCGAGUAUUGUACUCAUCUCGCCUGAGUCACCGACAACAUGUAAUGAUAAUAAGAGUAAUUGUGAUUCUGUGACCUUAAAGAAAACGUUAUCUAUGGCCGAUAUAGUGCGUAAAGAUAAUAUAAAUAAGAAUAAUGAAAAUUGGACCUUAGUAAAGAAACAUAAACGCAAUAAAAACCAUUUCACUGGUAAAAUAGGGAAGGCUGUCUGUGACCGAGAGUUAAAUUUUAAGGCGGCGGACAAAAAAGUACCUAUGUAUAUAACUAAUGUGCAUAAAGAAACUGCCGAACGGAGUAUUGUGGAUUAUAUACUCAACAAAACAGGAGAACAAGUGACACUUAUUAAGUUGUCUAUAAAAAAUGAAAACAAAUAUAAUGCCUACAAAUUUUUUGUACCUACAUAUAAAUUGUCUGUAUUUUUGAAUGAAACACUGUGGCCAGCGGGUAUUGUUUUUCGUCGGUUUGUACACAAGAAGUACGGGACCGCGGAUAGACGACCGGACACGAUACUUAAUAAACAACAAUAA